Messenger RNA from Durusdinium trenchii, 348 nucleotides. NCBI's taxonomy places the organism in Eukaryota, Dinophyceae, Suessiales, Symbiodiniaceae. The record is from the annotation of a GenBank genome assembly.
AUGCUAAGUGGAGGCCACAUUGUCAGGGCCACCUGUCAGUUUUGGGUGGCCCUUUGGCGACGGCCACAAGCAAAUGGACGUGCAAACGGCUCUUAUCGUUUUCCCUCGGAAAGCCGGAGAGAGCUGCCAGAGGGGCGGCAGUGUGUGUUGCUCCAAGGUCAAGUCGCCCUGAACCUCACUGGCGGCAAGGAUGGUGAGGCUGGAGCUGCGGAACGAGCAGACCUCAGAGUACUUGGUGAAUUGGAUGAGUUCAAGGGAAAGGUCUUCACGAUCCAUCCUAGCCAGCUGAUUUGCAAGAUGCACCAGGAUGCAACUGCGUCUUGCCGUUUUCCAAGCUGUGCUUGGUAA